AUGGCUUGCUUUGCCAGGACUGAAACUAACUUAAUCACCGAUCAAUAUGCUCUUCUUGCCUUCAAAACUCAAAUGAAGCUUGACCCUCAAAACAUUCUAGUAAACAAUUGGUCCACCACCACCCCUGUAUGCAACUGGAUUGGUGUCUCUUGUGGUGUUCGUCACCAAAGAAUCACAGCCUUGAAUCUUCCCAACAUGAAUCUUAGUGGCGCCAUUUCUCCGCAUCUAGGAAACCUCUCAUUCCUUGCUACCCUGAAACUUGAUAACAACAAUUUACAUGGUCAUGUCCCUGUGGAGUUAGCUAAAUUGCGUCGAUUGAAAAAAAUUGAUUUGCAAAGCAACUUCUUUAACGGGGAGAUUCCAUCAUGGUUUGGGAGAUUACCAGAACUUCAACACUUGAAUAUGAGUAAUAAUAAUUUCUCGGGUGCUAUCCCCGCUUCCUUAGGAAACAUCACUAGCCUAGUGAUGAUGCGAUUAUCGAGCAAUUAUCUACAAGGACAUAUUCCAGAAGAAAUUGGUGCUAUACCACAGGAGAUUGGAAAUCUUCACAAUUUGACUUUCUUAGAUAUAAGUUCCAACAGCCUUAGGGGUCUUAUUCCGGGUACAGUUUUCAACAUCACAACAAUACAUGUCCUUCUCCUUCAUGGCAAUUAUCUUUCAGGCACUCUUCCAUUAAGUAUGGGCCUUUGGUUACCCAAUCUUGAAAUAAUCGCACUUGGAGGGAAUUACCUAACUGGAAUUCUUCCGGACUCUAUCUCAAAUGCAUCUAGAAUAAUUGAAAUCACGUUGGAGAACAACCAAUUCACCAGCACAAUACCAAAAUCACUUGGUAACCUAGAACUUCUUCAACGCCUUGACUUGACUGGAAACAGUUUCACUAGAGAAUCUUCAUCUAUGGAGUUGAGUUUCAUCACUUCUUUGACAAAUUGUCGACAACUAACGUACUUGUGGAUAUCUUAUAAUCCUCUCGAUGGCAUUCUUCCAGUUUCUAUUGGAAAUUUCUCCACUUCUCUUGUUCAUUUGCUCGCAAACUAUGGUGAAAUUAAAGGCAACAUUCCCAACCAAAUCGGCAAUUUAAGUCGUUUGGCAUUCUUAGAAUUAGAAGGCAAUGACAUUCAUGGGUUCAUUCCAACAACAAUAAAAGGGUUGUGGAAGCUUCAAAUUUUGCGUCUUCCUCAAAAUAGAAUACGAGGAUCCAUUCCAAGUGAACUUUGUUAUUUAAGGAGCAUGGGCCUUUUAGAUUUGAGCAAAAAUGAGUUUGAUAACUCGGUGCCAUUGUGCUUGGGAAAUAUUACUUCUUUAAGAUAUCUCUAUUUAGAUUUCAACAAAUUAACUUCCAUCAUACCCAAGAAACUAUGGGUGCUCAAGGAUCUUUUGGAGCUCAACUUGUCCUCAAAUUCCUUCAUCGGCAAUUUGCCCCCAGAAAUUGGAAGUUCAAAGGUCAUGACAAAAAUAGAUCUCUCAAGGAAUCAAUUAUCAAGUAUUCUUCCUGGCACUAUUGGAGGCCUACAAGAUCUGUCGACUCUAUUUUUAGCACAUAACAAAUUGCAAGGACCACUUCCUGAGUCACUUGGAGACUUGAUAAGCCUAGAGUUCCUAGAUUUAUCUUAUAACAAUAUAUCUGGAACGAUUCCAAAGUCUUUAGAGGUGCUCCUUCAUCUUAAAUACCUCAAUGUAUCUUACAAUAAACUAAGAGGAGAAAUUCCAAAUGGUGGACCUUUUGUAAGCAUCACUUAUCAAUCUUUUAUCUCAAAUGAUGAUUUGUGUGGUGCACCUAGGUGGCGCGUGCCUCUAUGCAAACAUAGUUCUCUUCAAAGAUUGAGCAAGAAAAGAGUGCUUCUAGUUGUAUAUAUCUCAUUGGCGAUUGGGAUAACGGUUCUUGCCUCAACCUCGAUAUUCAUUUUGAUGAGACGAAAAAGGAGAAAUAACAUCGCAACUGAGAAUGGUUUGUUGCCUACAGUAAUCCAUGGAAGAAUUACCUACUAUGAACUUCGACGAGCAACUCAUGAGUUCAAUGAAAGCAACUUGCUUGGCGUGGGCAGUGUUGGUUCAGUCUACAAAGGGAUCCUUGCAGAGGGGACACAUUUGGCUAUAAAAGUAUUCAAUUUACGACUAGAAGGCGCACUAAAGAGUUUUGAUACAGAAUGUGAAGUAUUGCGCAAUCUUCGCCACCGAAAUCUUACCAAAGUCAUCAGCAGUUGCUCUAAUCUUGAUUUCAAAGCGAUUGUGCUCGAGUAUAUGCCAAAUGGGAGCCUUGAAAAGUGGUUGUAUUCUCAUAACUAUUUCUUGGACAUCUUGCAGAGAUUAGAUAUAAUGAUAGAUGUGGCACAUGCAUUGGAUUAUCUCCACCAUGGCUACUCGAUUCCCGUGGUUCACUGUGACUUGAAGCCUAGCAAUGUUUUGCUGAACGAGCAUAUGGUUGCACAUGUGAGUGACUUUGGCAUUGCAAAGUUAUUGGGUGAGGAGAGUAAUGUGCUAACCAAGACCUUGGCUACCUUGGGCUACAUUGCUCCAGAGUAUGGAUCGGAAGGACUAGUCACUACAAGGUGUGAUGUUUACAGCUAUGGAAUUUUGCUGAUGGAAACCUUUACGAGAACGAAACCCUGUGAUGAAAAGUUCACUGAAGAUUUUAGCCUCAAGCAAUGGGUGGAUAAUUCCUUACGAAAUGCAAUACUCCAAGUGAUAGAUGCCAACUUAGUAAGGCCAAAGGAUGAACACUUGACUGUGAAGGUGCAAUGUGUAGCAUCUGUCAUGGAAUUGGCUUUGAAAUGCUCUGCAGAAUUGCCUAAAGAGCGGAUUAGCAUGAGGGAGGUUAUAACAACUCUUCAAAAGACCAGAGUUGAAUUUCUUGCAAAUUGUUCAAGGCCUUGA
Ilex paraguariensis (yerba mate) is the source of this 2871-nucleotide messenger RNA. The record is from the annotation of a GenBank genome assembly. Lineage: Eukaryota; Viridiplantae; Streptophyta; Magnoliopsida; Aquifoliales; Aquifoliaceae.